Molecule: messenger RNA, 5761 nt
Organism: Mytilus californianus (California mussel)
Lineage: Eukaryota; Metazoa; Mollusca; Bivalvia; Mytilida; Mytilidae
Exons: 5
Coding region: 80-3613 (1177 amino acids)
Cellular component (GO): mitochondrial inner membrane
Molecular function (GO): choline dehydrogenase activity; flavin adenine dinucleotide binding
Source: RefSeq, a predicted model, not a curated record
GGUCGAAUAUGUCAAUUUUUCCGAAAGCCGUAUAACCUCAUGCUUGUUUUACUUUAUGUAGCCGACUAUAAGUUGAACUAUGGCUCAGAUUGGUGUGAGGAGGUUUUGUGAUUUAAGAAGAUUAGAAAGAUGUGGAAUACAGCUUUUAACCAGAACAUUGAGAUUUAAACCAAAAGGUCAACACCAUACUCUGUUACCAUGCAGAACUGUGAGUGGGAGCAACCAGUACAGAAAUAGAUCCCAGACCAUGAAGAGUGUGACGCCCCCACACAACAAGAAAGUGCAGCUAGUCAUUUUUGAUAAAGAUGGGACUCUUAUAUGCUUUCAUUCUAUGUGGGCCCCAUGGUCUAGAAAAUUGGCUGCUAAGUUAGAAAGUGCAACUGGGUUAAAAAUAGAAGACAAAAUAUUUGAAACACUUGGAUUUUGUUCUGAAACUGAGACAAUCCAACCAGGGCUUCUAGCAGAGGCAACGACAUCUAUUAUCAAAGAUGAACUAGCUAAAAUGUUGAUUAAUGAAGGCAUUGAUGAGGAUGAAGCUAGAGGAAUUCUUGACCAGAACUGGGAGGAAGGAGAGAAUAAAAAUCCAAAACAUUUAAAAUCUGUUGGCAACCUAAAGACAUUGUUUGAAAUAUUAAAGAAGAAUGAUAUUAAAAUUGCUGUUUGCACUGCAGACAAUAGGGAAGGAUCUUUGGCUGGUCUUGCAGAGCUUGGACUAAAAGAUUACAUUGACAUUCUUAUAUGUGGCGACGAUCCCCAUACGGAGGCAAAACCGGCUCCACAUAAUGCCUGGAAGAUUUGUAAAGAAUUGGGAGUUGAUCCAGAACAGACUGUAAUGGUUGGAGAUACACAGACAGACAUAUUGAUGUCAAAACGGGCAAACUUAGGUUUAACUGUUGGUGUUCUAAGUGGUGUGGGAGGCACUAGUGAUUUAUUACCGGGAGCUGAUCAUGUCAUUACCGACAUUCAGGAUCUACUUCCUUUAGUUAUGCCAUAUGAAGAUUGGAAAGAUUGCUAUGUAUACACAACAGAUGAGCGAGUACUUGUAGAGCCACAUCAUUAUGACGAACAAGUUACCAAGGAAGUACCUAUAAAUGGCAAAAGAAAGUUCUCCCUGGUGGUAUUUGACUUUCAUGGCACACUCAUCUGCCUUCAUACGAAGUCAUCCAAAUGGACCAAAGCCAUUUGUAAAAGAUUUGAAGAGAAAACCGGUUUAAAAAUUGGACCACAAAUUGCAGACACACUUGGGUAUUGUGAAAUGACCAAGAAAGUGUCUGAAGGUGUUCUGUCAGAGGGUACUUGGUAUGAAAUUAAAAAGUCAAUGGUGGAUGUUGUGAGAAAGCAUGGUAUUCCAUAUCAAGAAGCUGUUAUACUCACAAACCAAGUUAUAAAAGAAUGUGAACAUAUUUGGUAUGAGGACUCAAAAACUCUCAACAAAGAUAUCAAAGAAUUUUUUAAACUUUUAAAAAAUGCUGGUAUGAAGAUUGCUGUUUCAGCUGCAGAUGAAAGAGAUAAUGUCUUCAAAGAAUUCCAAAACUUGGGAGUUAUGAAUUAUAUAGAUUUCCUUUUAUGUGAUGGCGAUCCUCAUGCUAUUACUCCACUUGGUAGACAUAAUAUAGAGUUUAUAUGUGAGCAAUUAAAUGUUGAUCCAUCUGAAACAGUUCUUGUUGGCGAUGCUACAGCCGAUUUUAUAAAUGUGGACACUACAAGAUGUAUUGGUGUUUUAACUGGGGUAGCAUCAAAGCAACAGUUGGAAGAUCAUACUGAUAUUGUUGUAGAAUCUGUUGAUGACGUACUUGACCACGUCAUUGGUACAUCACCGUCUCUUCCUCCUCCAUCACCUAGGCAACCAUCACGUCAAUCUGCUCCAAUGUAUACGGCUGGUGGGCCAUUUUCUACAAUUAAAAGAUCAUUUUCUACCAGUACAUCCAGACAUUACAGUACAAAAUCAGACAUAAGUAGUGUUCACGAUUAUGUUAUCGUAGGUGCUGGGUCUGCUGGAUGUGUUUUAGCCAACCGAUUGUCAGCUAAUGAAGAGAACAAAGUAUUGGUUCUGGAAGCUGGACCAAAAGAUUACACAUGGAAAAUACAUAUGCCUGCUGCAUUGAUGUAUAACCUGUGUGAUGAUAAGUAUAAUUGGUACUAUCAUACAGAGCCAGAAAAAGGAAUGAAUGAUCGUGUAAUGUACUGGCCAAGAGGAAGAGUAUGGGGAGGAUCAUCCUCAUUAAAUGCCAUGGUGUACAUCAGGGGAAAUGCAUUAGAUUAUGACAGUUGGGAAAAGUUAGGCGCUACUUCUUGGUCUUAUGCAGACUGUCUACCAUAUUUCAAAAAAGCUCAGUGUCAUGAAUUAGGGGAAAACGAAUACAGAGGUGGCAGUGGUCCAUUACAUGUGUCUAGAGGAAAGAACAAAAAUCCCCUUUUCCAAGCUUUUAUAGAUGCUGGAGUACAAGCUGGUUAUCCUUUCACAGAUGAUAUGAAUGGGUACCAGCAGGAAGGACUUGGAUGGAUGGAUAUGACAAUUCAUAAAGGAUUACGUUGGAGUGCAGCAUCGGCAUAUCUACGUCCUGCAAAUGAACGAACAAAUUUGACAGCAGAAGUUAAAGCAUUUACCAAUAGAAUUCUUUUUGACAAUAAUCGUGCAGUUGGGGUGGAAUAUGAACAAGGUGGUGUUGUGAAAAAAGCAAUGGCAAACAAGGAAGUAAUAUUGAGUGGUGGAGCGAUAAAUUCACCACAGCUUUUGAUGUUAUCUGGUAUAGGAAAUGCAGAUGACUUAAAAAAACUCAACAUACCAGUGGUACAGAAUUUACCUGGUGUUGGAGAAAACUUACAGGAUCAUUUAGAAGUCUAUGUACAGUAUGAACUUACUCAGCCUUUAUCUUUAUAUAAAGCACAAUGGAAAUUUCCUCACAACAUGAUCCGCAUUGGUCUACAGUGGUUUGCAACACAAAAAGGUGAUGCUGCGUCAGCACAUUUAGAGUCGGGAGGAUUUAUAAGAAGUAAACCAGGAGUAGAGUUUCCUGACAUUCAGUUUCAUUUCUUACCUUCUACAGUCAACGACCAUGGAAGGAAAAUGGGGGACAGACAUGCAUGUCAAGUUCAUGUGGGAACAUUGAGACCAACAAGCCGAGGCUACAUAAAACUGAAAAGUAAUAAUCCAAGAGAUCACCCAAAACUUGUGGCCAAUUAUAUGUCAACACAGGAAGAUAUAGUAGACAUGAGAAAUAGUGUAAAAUUAGCAAGGGAAAUAUUCCAACAGAAAGCUUUUGAACCUUAUGUAGGACCAGAGCUAAAUCCAGGAUCAAAAACUCAGACUGAUGCUGAAAUAGAUGACUAUGUUCGUCGAAUGGGGGAUAGUGCAUAUCACCCAUCAUGUACAUGUAAAAUGGGAUCACCUUCAGAUACAAUGACUGUGGUUGAUCCAGAAACCAAAGUUCUCGGUAUAGAAGGAUUAAGAGUUGUAGACGCUUCUAUAAUGCCUGCAAUGGUUAGUGGAAAUUUAAAUGGACCAACAAUUAUGGUUGCUGAGAAAGCAGCAGACAUUAUCCUUGGGAAUAAACCUUUACCAAAAUCUAAUGCUCCAGUGUAUCGACCUAAAACUUUAGAAACACAAAGAUAAAAGAUUUUGAAAAGUGUUUUUUUUAACAUAUAUCUGUACAUGUUGUACGAAAGACUUUCAGGUUGCAAGAAAGUCCCUAUAGCACUAACUAAUGAGAUUUUAGAUAGUUUUUCACUGGCACUUAUGAACAAACGGCAAAUACAGUAAUUAACUUAGUUUUGUUAUACUUCUAUGAACAAAUGGCUUAUGGAUAUUGUGUUACCCCUGCCUGUCCUACGCCCCUGAACAGUUGUCCAGACUUUUUUGUUAUACCUACAAAUAAAUAGAUUUUUGGUACAUUUGUCUACUAUGGUGAUUUACAUUUGAAGUUUGUAUUCCUUUCUGAUUGACUGACUUUUUGGGGAAUAUCGUUUCUUGGACAUUAUAUUUCAUGAAUAUUGUUAUUUGUGAAAACCUCAUUGUAAUGCUUGCAGAGUUGAUUUUUCCCCAGAUGAACUACAUUUUCAGAAUUGCUUACAUUGGUCUUUGAAAAUUUUAUAAAAUUGUACUUCCGGUAGUACAGAUUUUUUUUUGAAAAGUAUGCAGACCUGGAGCUGAUCUUUAGUACAUUGGUGCAUAAUUAUGACUCAGAGAUCACGUUUGCAUUUCAUUUCCAGCCAUACUUUAAACUCAUGAACAUACAUUUGUCAGUGUAUGUCGCUGACCCUGGUACACCUCAUCUAUUGUAUGCAUUCUCUGGCAUAAACAACAAUGAGGCGGCAGGCAGGGGCAUUUUUGUCGUAUCGACAUCUAUUAGUAUUUGAUGUUAAUUUUAUGUUAAUGGUUAGUUGAGAAACUUGUCUAACAAGUAGAUAUUUAUGCCUUAGUCUGUGGCAAGUUUUUAAAAGUAGUUUUGUAAUAAUAUAGUAGCUGCAGGAAUUAAAUAGCUACGCUCUUUAUUUUCUGAAAUUUUUCUGAUUUUUUAAUGGAAACCAAUUGUUCUCGUAUUAAAGAUUUAAAAAAAAAACGUUGUACUGGAUAUAUUGAUAUGAAUUUCAUAAAAUAAAUCCUUUUGAAUUGUUCUGAUUUCAUACCUAAACAUGUUGUAGUUUAAAUCUUUUUCAAUUUCUGAAUUGCAGUAUAGUUGCUUACAAAUAUCAAAAAGAGUACGAUGAACUGAUAUGACAUAACUUUUGUAGUUUCUAGAAAUUUUUUCAAAAUUACAAAUUAAAAUAGUGAAUCUGAUCAUAUUUGAAAUUUUAUUCCUAGUGAGUGGUGCUUGAAGACAAUUAUUAGAAAUACAAAUGUAUUAGAUUGGAGAACAAUAAACUUAAAAUAACACAAAAAAAUAUUCUAAAACCAGUCGAGAAACAUCUGUACACAAGAACGAUAUCCGUGAAAUCAGACAAAUUUUAUGUCAUGCAACGGAUAGAUUUAGUUUUGACAGCUGCAUGCAAAAUAAUAUUGAAACAGUAUUUUAAAUUUUUUGGGACAUUAAAUUAAAAAAUAAAAACAUGUUGAUCUAUAUCAGAACAUAAAAAAAAUAUACUUGUACUAUUUGAACCUCUAUUCUAAGAUUCAAUCAGUUUGUGAAAUAGAUCUAUAUAUGUGUAAAAUGUACAUGAAAUUGCAUUUUUUUUUACUGUGAUGUGUUUAAAUUGUCAUUUUAUUAGUGAAGAUAUGACAAUCAAGAAUGGCACUCUUCAUGCACUCGAAUCUUCUUCUAUCACAUCCAUUAAAGAUAAGAAAUGUACAAACAGUGUAAAAUUUCUUUUGCUGGUAACUACCUCUAGAGUUAUUUUAACUUUUUGGAUAUAAUUUCUAAACUAUACUGUAACUUGUGAAAAUAUUUUUAAAAAAUUCUUCAAAGCAAAAUUCAUGCAUUGAAAUAUUUACCACUGGACAAACAACAACAAACAAAAAUCAAUCAAUCGAUUUAAUCAAAUAAUUUACAGAUGAAAUGCUUUUUAAAAAAAAUGUAUAGGACAUUUAGUUGAUUAUAUAUCGUUAAAUGAUAGAAGAGUUAAGAUUAUUUGAAUUUUUAAAGAGGGUUUAUAGAUAAGAAUGUUUUGUUUUCACAUGAUGAGUAUUUGUAGUAUUGUCAUGUAAUAACAGGGUAUUGUCACUGUUGUAUUAAAUAUGUACAGUUUUCAAGAAUAAGUGACAACAUAAAUGUGCAAUGAAGGGAAUCAAUACUUAAUUUAAUAAAUAUAGAAUUGUGUAAGCUUA